AUGUUGUCUCGUGGCUGUUCUUCUUUGCUUUCACUUCCAUGCAUGAAACAGUUUGGCCCAACAAAUACGGAGGAGAUUAUUGUGAAAACAGAACCAAAUGGGCCCGAAAAACAAAGUAAUCAGGCCGAAGGAAAAUGCUCGGAAAAAAUAUCGAGACAUAUGGUCCGAUUCAGAUUAUCAGCUUCCAGCAACUCACGGGUCACCACCCAAUCAGCAUUGACCAGGAAGUUAAUUCAAAACCAUUGUGAACUAUGCCUUAGAGCUUCUGGUUUCUUAAGGCUUUUACUUAUUGCUCUUGAGUCGAUUUUAUCUUAUCAGUUCGUUUUGGAGUACGUUUACUCAAUAUUAUUGUUGGAUUACUUUAAUGAGGAUGCCAUCAAAACUUUCUUGGUCCGGGAAAUCGAGUCGAAUUUGGGAGUGGAGCUCGGGAAGGUGAAGAGGACGAUGUUCGCCGACGGGGAGAUUUACUUCCAGUUGGAGGAGAGCGAGAGGGGCUGUGACGUUUACUUUUUUGUCGGAACUUAG
Molecule: messenger RNA, 525 nt
Organism: Striga asiatica
Lineage: Eukaryota; Viridiplantae; Streptophyta; Magnoliopsida; Lamiales; Orobanchaceae
Source: the annotation of a GenBank genome assembly